This is a messenger RNA of Raphanus sativus (radish), 510 nucleotides long. RefSeq lists its product as uncharacterized. The record is from RefSeq and is a predicted model, not a curated record. Bases 94 to 363 code for a protein of 89 amino acids. Lineage: Eukaryota; Viridiplantae; Streptophyta; Magnoliopsida; Brassicales; Brassicaceae. The transcript has a single exon.
UACACACGAGUAUUGUUGUUCGACACUACACAAUAUCAUCAACAAAAAAAAAAAACUUUCCCGAGGUUUCUGUUUCCCUUUUUUUUUUGUAAAAUGGAGUUUGAGACUUCCAAACGAGUCCAGUCGGAGGAAGGAGAAGAGAAUUUAAAAGAGGAACAAGUGUGUAAGCAGCUACAACUGAAAUUGUCUGAAACGCAGCAGGCGCUGAACAAAAGAGCGGUUCUCAACCGCAUCCGCAACCACAAAUGUAUUCACAAAAUCAAGAGUCUUCUUCACACCACCACCGCGGGUAGUAACAAGGGAUCCACCGUCGAUGCUGAUAACCGGUGGAUUGAUAGUGGGGAUGUCUUCUCUUGCCCCUGAACUCGGCUUAAAACUUGGACACGUGUAUCAGUUUAUGUCAACGUGUGUCGUGUUUGUGAUUCUCACUUGUGUCUUCUUGUUGUCUUGUGAUGAAUCAUCUUUGUAGAUCUCAAUGUUUAUGAAUUAACGAUCACCGUUGAUCUCAAA